AUGGAUGAAGCAAUACGUGCGCUGACAGAACGGAAGAUUCGCGAGUUGCUGGCUCUGGUCGGGAUACGAAGUCAAAACACGGAGCUUCCCCUACAGCAUGUUAAUGGUAUCUCCAAAUUUGGUAAGUCUGCUGUUCGAUUCACAGUGUCAAAUGCUAAGAACUCAGUGCGGGAUUCAAUGCACCGCGCCGGGGGGAAGGAGCCUCCUGCGUGUGUUACUCGAGUGCUUACCAGAGCUGCAAAGCGAUGCCAGGUCGACUACGCAGGAUUAGAUCGUCGGCCAGAGAAAAACAGGCGCAGAGUGGCGCAGAGUAAGCCGUCUGCCGCCGGCAGAAAUACGAAUGAGCCAACAACAGGCGCAAAUGUAUUAGCAGAUGACAAGCUACGAAGAGGCACGGUGCUCGCAACAGCCGUCGCUGUGGAGACGGCCGGGCCAGACCAAGCUAUCUCAGCAAAACUACCAGUCAUGGAGGGAAGUAUUCCAUUGGAAAGUUUGGGCAGCAGCAAUGCAGCUGUCAGUAUUACCACUCAGCCUCCUAGUGCAGCUGACUCUGUUGAUGCCUUCGCUGUUACUUCGUCCGUACUGGAUUUUUUUGGCUCCGCGGCGGCGCUCGGAGCUGUGGAAACGAUACUCCGGCACUGCGUUGAAGUCAAUUUCAAGUUUGCGAGAUACAAAUCUGGGGAAACAACAGUGACGACCAUAGUGGAAAAUAUUCGACGUUACGCGAGUAACAUGGUUGAUCCCGAGUACGAUCAGGCCGUAUACGCGGUUAAGAAGAGCAGAGCACUGGCGGCCAGUCAAGAUCUGCAAGUCCGAUACAACGAAACCUUUUACUGGGACAUAAUAGUAAAGAAGGCAAAGUAUCUCGAUUCAUCGACCUUGAAGAAUCAUGGAGGACCCAGUGACGAGUUCACUCAGCUGGAAAAGCGUGCGAGCAAGAUAUUCAUGGACCAGGCUGGCAUCGGAACGAGCUCUGAGAAUCAGCGCCUGCGCCGUCGCGUUUGGAAAAGUCUUUCCGAUAUGCGAAAAGCUGGCGUCAAUAAGCUCAUUCUCUACCGCACUCGAGAACUCGACCACAUAUGCGAACAAAAUCCCAAACACGACACCGUCCCGCUGGUCGACAGGGUUUUCUCAUGGGAGAAGGUUUAUGGACCGCACAUAGCGGAUCUAGAGACCCGAGCGGUAGAAGAAGCCAAGGGGAACUCUACGGAACAUCUAUGGCUAACGAAGAAUCACGUGGCAGAGAGACUCAACAACAUGCCGGAAAAGGCAUGGAAUGGUUUCAUAAGUAGCUGGUGCUCGGCUGAAGAAAAAGCCGCCUUUCAUUCGACGUCAACCCUGUCGGCAUUGAGCGACGACAUGGUGGGGAUCCCCGAUCUUUGCACCGGGGUAGGUACGGGCAGAAACAAGUCUAUAUAUGUUAUUUUGGUUCCUCAGGACGAGAAUUUUCUUUCUGUGUGCUCUAUCAUGACUAUAAAAAAGGGCGACUUUCUCGGCGUCUACACAGGAUAUCUUCGGUACUCGGAAGACUUUGACGAUGCACAUGGCAUUCGUGGGCCGACAGAAAAGCUGUGGCUAGAUUAUUCUCAGGUAAGCGGGGUCAUGAACCAGAUCAAAGUGGUGGCUCCAGGGAGUAAUGCAAAUGUGUCUCUGGAAUGGGAGUUGAACGAUGGUGGCACCAAGUCGCCUUGCAUGUGGAGAGUUGCGGUUCGGGCGCUUUGCGCUAUUCGCCCUUUCGAGGAAUUUGUCCGUGUCGCUGGCCAAGAAGCGCAAUAUCUUCUGCAUCACAGGUCUGCAUGCGCAAGGCAAGGUUUCACCAAAUCUGUUACCGCGCCAGUAGGGCAUUCGGAUGCUUUCUGA
Messenger RNA from Cordyceps fumosorosea ARSEF 2679, 1860 nucleotides. RefSeq lists its product as hypothetical. Lineage: Eukaryota; Fungi; Ascomycota; Sordariomycetes; Hypocreales; Cordycipitaceae. The record is from RefSeq and is a predicted model, not a curated record. The transcript has a single exon. The coding region runs from base 1 to 1860 and encodes 619 amino acids.